AUGUGGUCGAAGGGACUGAAUCGAUCGCGGGGAAUGGGCAACCCCACAUCGGGCGAUAACAACUCGGCGCAUGUGGAUUCAAUGCGGAUAGAGCCCAUCUCCAAGGGCCUGCCUUCGCUACCCGAGGCAUCGGAUGACGAGAGCAACACACCGACUCGGGCCAGCGAGGCUUUGGCCACUGCACAGGACGCCAAUGAACGGCGAUACUCUGCCGUUUCCCCUAUGGCGUCGCCCGCCCUGGAGACUGUGAAUGACAGUGGAAGCAGCUUCUGUGUAUCGCCUAUUGAUGAGUCGAACAGUUUUCCGCGCCAGGAACAAAGAGCUUCGACUGGGGAGUAUUUCGCCGAUGCUCAUUUACAUGCGCUUUAUGUUGAUACUCCACCAUCUCCACCCGCAGCGCCUACACCUCCACGCAAAAAGAAGGCUGUUGCAUUCGUGGCAGAGCCAGAACAGAUCCCAUCCGCCAUAGAAAACUAUUCACCAGCUGAGCCACCGCAACAAACGCUGGAAUCGGGCCCUAGCGCACCCAUUCGCAGGGAUUUUGAAUAUCACAAUGCUAGUCAGGAAUCCGUUCCGGAAGAUUCUUUUCUUGAACCAACUUUUAGAUCAUUUUCUCCGCCACCAAUCUCCAAGGAUCUGCCUGUCAAAGCGCCAUCUGAACAUCCAAGUAGUGCACGCCGGCAUGUCCAUUCUGGCGAACCAAGCACUACGACCGCUGGAAAAGCUGCUCAAGCCAACCCGCAGAAUAACACUUCUCAUAAAGCGGCUGGGUCUGCAUCCAACCUUUUGAGCUGGGGGCGCGAACAGCUUUUGCCCAUAAAGGAGUUCGCCCAAGCCCGUAGUCGAAGCGGUAGUUUCUACAAGAGCGAAAUCCCUGUACCCAUCAGAGGAAAAGAUAAGAGGCUUAAGGACGGAGGUCAUCGAUCGACAUCACGUGUGGCUCCUAGUGAAGUGCAUUCGAAACGUCCUAGCGCGAACACAGGUGUGCAGCUAUCUCAUAUUGGUUUGGUUCCAACUACCGUGACGACGAUCACUGCCGGUAGUCCAAAGACGUUGCCGAAGAGACCAACUCCACGAGAUGCUCCAACUAAGCAAUGGCGGGAACAACGAGAUAUCAAACCGCUACCAGAAAUCAACACGGUAAUUGAUACCCUGCUCCCUACGCAACCUCUCGUCGACUUUGGUGGUAGCAUUGAUGUCCCGAAGCCCGACAACCCCAGUCCACGUGAAAGCCCUCGAGAUACUCCGCGAGAUAGCCCUCGAGAUAGUCCACGAGAUAGUCCACGAGAUAGCCCACGGGAAAGCCCACGGGAAAGCCCACAGCCCGACUCACGUGGCACACCAGAAGCCGUGGACGAUAACCCGUCUAUCAUGUCCCGCCGACGACCAAUUCCCAUCACCAUGCCGGUGUCAAGGAAGCCAAUUCGCAAGCCGACUCCAGCAGAGGUCCCCCCGGGGCCAGAUCCAGUGGCUCAACCUCCUACAGAUCCAGUGGAUCGCAUCCAGGCUCUGGAAGCCAAACGAGAUGGACUCGCACGGCGUCGAGUCAACCUGGAAACGGUGAUCAAAGAGUUGACCCGAGUCAUUCAACCUAACAAUGUUGCGUAUGACCUUGCCGCCAAACAGGAGGUGAAAAGGAGCGUCCAGAGCAUCGAGAAUGACAUUGCCGAGAUCAAGAGAGAGGAGCAUGAGCUUGGACUGAAGGCCGCUCGGGCGUGGAGACGAUUGGAUGAGAACAACAAUGGGAAUGGCAGUACUUUGUGGGUGAAGCGUGUCACCAGCUGA
This is a messenger RNA of Penicillium pulvis, 1785 nucleotides long. RefSeq lists its product as uncharacterized. The record is from RefSeq and is a predicted model, not a curated record. Lineage: Eukaryota; Fungi; Ascomycota; Eurotiomycetes; Eurotiales; Aspergillaceae. Bases 1 to 1785 code for a protein of 594 amino acids. The transcript has 2 exons.